Molecule: messenger RNA, 4206 nt
Organism: Postia placenta MAD-698-R-SB12
Lineage: Eukaryota; Fungi; Basidiomycota; Agaricomycetes; Polyporales; Adustoporiaceae
Exons: 26
Coding region: 1-4206 (1401 amino acids)
Biological process (GO): transmembrane transport
Cellular component (GO): membrane
Molecular function (GO): ATP binding; ATP hydrolysis activity; ABC-type transporter activity
Source: RefSeq, a predicted model, not a curated record
AUGGGUUUAGGCAAGGCAGCAAAGCGGUUUUGGCGGAUACCCUUUAUCCUGCGAGAUUCAGAAGUACCUCCACCCAAGGAGUCGCUCGACGACGCAGACCUGAUACCAGAGGCGACUGCUGGAUGGUGGAGCAUCAUUACCUUCGGCUGGAUCACUGGGCUUCUUUCCCUCGGGUACGUCAGACCCCUCGAAGCACCAGAUCUUUACAAACUUCAAGACAAUCGUUCUGCUGCCGUGAUUGCCGACAAGAUCCUUGCAUCCUUCCAAAGACGCCGCGAUGAAGCAGAAGCCUACAAUGUGCGGCUUGCAAGCGGUGAGGUGCGACCAGGUUGGCGAUCGCUAUGGUGGGCUCUGCGGGGGAACAGAAGGGAGCGUGAACGACAGUGGCGAGAGAAGGGCGGGAAGAGAAAGGCCAGUCUAGCCCUCGCCAUGAACGACAGUGUCAAAUGGUGGUUUUGGACGGGCGGGCUUAUGAAACUUGUGGCCGAUGUCUCAACGAUCCUGAACCCGCUAGUGGCCCUCAUCAACUUUGCGACGGAGUCGUACAGCGCGCACAUCGCCGGCCAGUACGAGAAUAUACCGCCCAUAGGACGGGGCGUAGGCCUAGCAAUCGGCCUGCUCCUCAUGCAGGUGCUAACCUCCGUCUGUACGCAUCACUUCUUCUACCGAGCGACGUCCACGGGCGUACUCCUCCGUGGAGGGCUCAUUACGGCGAUAUAUGCGCGCUCUCUGCGAUUGACCACGCGUGCGCGCUCGACGCUGACGAACGGCAAGCUCGUGAAUCAUAUUUCGACGGACGUCUCGCGCAUCGAUUUCUGUUGUGGGUUCCUGCAGCUCGCGUUCACCGCGCCAGUGCAGCUGGUAAUCUGCCUCGUGAUCCUACUGGUGAACCUCGGGCCAUCCGCGCUCGCGGGUUUCGCGUUCUUUGUGUUCUGCACGCCCCUGCAGACGUACGCGAUGGGCCGGCUGAUGCGCAUCCGUAUGAAGAGCAUGGCGUGGACAGACAAGCGCUCGAAGAUGCUGCAGGAGCUCCUAGGCGGAAUGAAGAUCAUCAAAUAUUUCUCCUGGGAGGUGCCGUACCUAAGGCGCAUCGGAGAGCUGCGCUCCAAGGAGAUGGCGUACAUUCGGUCGCUGGUGCUCCUACGCUCCGCUAAUAAUGCUAUCGCAAUCUCGCUGCCGACUUUGGCCAGUGUGCUCUCGUUUAUUGUGUAUUCCCUGGCAGGCCAUUCGCUAGAUGCAGCCAACAUUUUCUCAUCUUUGACGCUGUUCAAUCUGCUACGCAUGCCUUUGAUGUUCUUGCCUUUGUCUCUGAGUGCCACUGUCGAUGCCCAGAACGCUAUAGAGCGACUGUACGCCGUCUUCGAGGCUGAGGUGAUCGAGGAGACACAGAUACAGGACCCUUUGUUGCCGGUUGCCGUGGAUGUUGUGCAGGCAGACUUCACGUGGGAGGGCCCGCCACCUGAGGAGACGAUGAAGAAAACUAAGAAGGGCAGCAAGAAGGCGAAAGAUGCAGCCGAGGAUACAGGGAGGACCGUAGAAGAGAAACACGCGGAGAAGAUAUUCGGCAUGAAGAAUGUCAACGUCCAGAUCCCGUUCGGACAGUUGACAGCCAUCGUCGGUCCGGUUGGAUCCGGCAAAACGUCCCUACUCGAAGGCCUGAUCGGGGAGAUGAGGAGGACCACCGGUUCUGUCAAAUUCAACGGAAGCAUUGCAUACUGCCCUCAGAGCGCCUGGAUCCAGAAUGCGACUGUACGAGAGAACAUCUGCUUCGGACGACCUUUUGACGAAAAGCGAUAUUGGAGGGCCGUUAGUGCUGCCUGUCUAGAGACUGAUCUCAGGCUACUGCCUCACGGUGAUCUCACCGAGGUGGGCGAAAGGGGCAUCUCGCUUUCUGGUGGUCAGAAGCAACGCGUCAAUAUUUGCCGCGCGAUUUACGUCGACGCAGACAUCCAGAUCUUCGACGAUCCCUUCUCCGCGCUCGACGCGCACGUCGGCAAGUCCGUAUUUCAGAACGUGUUCCUCGACGGUGCGCCAAACAAGACGCGCAUUCUCGUCACGCACGCGCUGCACUUCCUCCCACAGGUGGACUACAUCCACACGGUCGUGGCCGGGCGCCUCAGCGAGCAAGGCACGUACGCGGCGCUGAUGGCAUUGGAUGGCGACUUUUCGAAGUUCGCACGGGAGUUCGGCGCACGCGAGCAGGAGGAAGAGCAGGAGGAGGCAGUUGCAGACGAAAGUACGGAGAGCGACAAAAAGGAGAAGAAGACACCGAUAGCGGGCGCGACAAUGAUGCAGGCGGAGGAGAGGAAUACCGGGUCUGUCAGUACGGCAAUGUAUAAGCAGUACCUCAGCGCUGGAAAGGGAGCCAUCAUUGUGCCACUCCUCGUCACUUCCAUCGCACUUCUUCAAGGCGCACAAGUGAUGUCUUCCUACUGGCUGGUUUACUGGGAAGAGCGGAAAUGGCCCUAUGGGUCGGGCUUUUACAUGGGGAUAUACGCAGGUCUUGGUGUCUCGCAAGCCAUAUUCUUUUUCUUCAUGGGCGCCUUGUUUGCUCUGUUGACAUUCAGUGCAUCGAAGAAAUUACACAACGACGCACUCCUUCGCGUCAUGUAUGCGCCAAUGUCAUUCUUCGAGACCACGCCCCUCGGUCGUAUCAUGAAUCGGUUUGCCAAAGAUAUUGACACCAUCGACAACAUGCUCGGAGAUGCUAUGCGUAUGUUCAUGGCGACACUUGGGAACAUUCUCGGCGCAAUCAUUCUGAUUGCCAUCGUCCUGCCAUGGUUCCUCAUCGCCGUGGCUGCGGUCUCGGUAGGCUAUCUUUGGGCAGCCAUGUUUUACCGGGCGAGCGCUCGAGAGCUCAAGCGUUUAGACGCUAUACUACGGUCUUCGCUGUACAGCCAUUUCUCCGAAUCGCUGUCUGGUUUAGCUACCAUUCGCGCAUACGGCGAGACCGACCGCUUUUUACGUGAGAAUCGCAAGCGUGUCGAUAUUGAAAACCGUGCAUACUGGUUGACAGUUACCAAUCAGAGAUGGUUGGGAAUCCGUCUGGACUUCUUGGGCAUUCUUCUCACAUUUGUGGUCGCCAUUCUCACCGUUGGCACGCGAUUCAGCAUUUCGCCGUCGCAAACGGGUGUCGUCUUGAGUUACAUUAUCAGUGUGCAGCAGGCAUUUGGCUGGCUCGUACGUCAGAGUGCCGAAGUAGAGAACGACUUCAACAGCGUGGAACGCAUCAUCUACUACGCCAACGAGCUCGAGCAAGAGGCACCACACAGUCUGCCCGAUGCCGCGCCUCCUGCCCCUUGGCCCUCAGCUGGUGCCAUCGAGUUCAACAACAUUGUGCUUAAGUAUCGGCCCGAGUUGCCGGCCGUGCUCAAGAACCUGACAAUGUCCGUCCGACCUAGAGAGAAGAUAGGCAUCGUGGGACGUACCGGAGCUGGGAAAAGUUCAAUCAUGACUACACUGUACCGUCUCGUCGAGUUAACAUCAGGCUCGAUCGUGAUCGACGGGGUGGAUAUCUCCAAGAUAGGGCUUACCGAUCUUCGCCAGGGGCUUGCGAUCAUUCCUCAAGACCCGUUACUCUUCUCGGGCACGUUACGUAGCAACCUAGAUCCAUUCGGUCUUCACGACGACGCACGACUAUGGGAUGCACUGAAACGUGCAUACCUCGUUGAGGACCGCAAGCCAGACUCGCUCGACGGGGAAGAUUCGAAUGGGCAAGCCAGUCGCUUUACACUUGACAGCACGAUUGAGGACGAGGGAGGGAACCUGUCUAUUGGGCAGCGUUCGCUCGUCUCACUAGCCCGCGCUCUUGUGAAGGGUUCUAAAAUCCUAAUCCUGGACGAGGCAACAGCAUCUGUCGACUACGAGACGGACCGGAAAAUCCAAGACACGAUAGCCGUCGAGUUCCACGACCGAACCAUUUUGUGCAUAGCCCACCGCUUGAGAACGAUCAUCGGCUACGACCGGAUAUGCGUCAUGGACGCGGGUGGCAUCGCGGAGUACGAUACGCCUGAGACCCUGUACCAUCUGCCCGCCGGCAUCUUCCGCAGCAUGUGCGAGAGGUCUGCGAUUACCCUGGACGACAUUAGGUACGCGGCGAAGGCGCGGGUGAUCGAGAGCGACAGGCGGACGAUAGCUAGCCCGUCCGUGGCGAAGGAUUCCGAGGAGGGAGAGAAAUGUGGCGAUGUGUUCGUGCUCCCGGCAUGA